This is a messenger RNA of Linepithema humile (Argentine ant), 3562 nucleotides long. RefSeq names its product sirtuin 6 (gene Sirt6). Gene Ontology annotation, molecular function: histone H3K9 deacetylase activity, NAD-dependent; NAD+ binding; transcription corepressor activity. The record is from RefSeq and is a predicted model, not a curated record. Gene Ontology annotation, cellular component: nucleus. Gene Ontology annotation, biological process: negative regulation of transcription by RNA polymerase II. NCBI's taxonomy places the organism in Eukaryota, Metazoa, Arthropoda, Insecta, Hymenoptera, Formicidae.
CGGCGCGCUGUGCAGAGCGCAUGCCCCGGGGGGUUUAUUAUCUUCUUUCUGUUCAAGUGCCAUUUCGUUGCAUGCAGUGCAGUCUAUAAAACAGAAUGCGUUCUCCGCGGGUCUCGAGUUUCCUAUCACUUAUCGUCAUUCGUAGCGUAUAAACAUAACAGCACGCGGUCAUUAGCCCGAUUCAUAUUGUUUACGUAUCCGUCUGACACAUGAGAGCGCGGCUGGAGCGCGGCUAAAAUUGCGUCGGCAUCACUUCGGCGAUCGUAAAGGACAAGCAUAGAUCGUUCGUGGCGUCUCUCGAGCGUUGCCAGAUAUCUUUGACGUGACUUUCUCACCGAGCAUCCGUGCAAAAAUGUCAGCCAGCUACGCGGACGGGUUAUCGCCGUACGAAAACAAAGGAGUGUUGGGGCAGGAAGAGAGAUACGACACUGUUGAAACGCUUCGCCUGAAAUGCGGCCUUCUGGCCGACUGGAUACAAGGCGCCCGUCACGUCGUGGUCCACACUGGUGCCGGUAUUAGCACCGCUGCGGGUAUUCCGGACUUCCGAGGUACAAAUGGUGUAUGGACAUUGGAACAAAAAGGUCUGAAACCUUCAAUGAACAUUUCUUUUGAUGAAGCAAUUCCUACAAAGACACACAUGGCAAUGAAAAAAUUGAUAGAGGCUAAAAGAGUAAAGUUUAUCAUAAGCCAGAACAUAGAUGGUCUGCAUUUACGAUCGGGAUUACAGAGGCAGUAUCUUGCAGAAUUGCAUGGAAAUAUGUUUACAGAACAGUGCGACAAAUGUGGCAGACAAUUUAUUCGCAAUUUUGCAACCAAAAGUGUGGGGAAAAAAUCUUUGGAUACUGUAUGCAGAUCAGAACAAGUAGGCGGCCGUCCGUGCCGUGGUCGAAUGCACGACACUAUUCUUGAUUGGGAGCAUAAUUUACCGGACAGUGAUUUGACAUUAUCUGACUUACAUUCCAGUGUCGCCGAUCUAAGCAUAUGCUUAGGAACAACAUUACAAAUUAUUCCGAGCGGUAAUCUACCUUUGUACACAAAAAAAUACGGAGGUCGUCUGGUUAUAUGUAACCUACAGCCCACAAAACACGACAAGAAAGCCGAUCUCAUUAUUAACGGCAAUGUGGAUGAAAUAAUAGUCGCAGUCAUGAAAAAGUUGGGACUAGAAAUUCCGGAAUACGAAAGCAGCAUGGAUCCGACACGGAAUUCUGACACAACCGCUAAAGAAAUGGACUGGACAAUCCCGACCAGUAGAAUAAAAGAGAUGAAUGUACUUUACAAAAAGGUAUGUAAACCAAUGCGAAGGAAACGGAAAACAUUUAUGUAUGAGAGGGAGAGGACAGAUCCCAAGAAGGAAACUAAAACCAAGAAACAAGCGUUCCCAGUUAAGCAAGAAAUCAAAACAGAGGAUAAUAUUACUACGUCAGGUGAAAUAUGUAAGACACAGAGUGCUCAUGUGGCUAACGACUCCGUUAAAGCGGAAGAAAAUGCGGAAGAUAUCGAAAUGUGUAGAUAUUCGAUGGCAAGCACAAUUGAGCAUAACACUGAUUUACAAAUGAACCAAACAGUGUAGCAAGUUUUGACAAAGCGAUAAUUUUUUAUUCUAAUAUUUCCAUUACUCUCAGUGUACGCUACAGUUAUUUAUGAGUGCGUAUCGAAUGAUGUUCAUUGUAUGCAAAAAAUAUUUAAAAGUGAAAUAGGUUUGCAAACAUCCAAUAGACAUGUGAGCUCGCUCAUUGCACAUUUAGCAUUAAAUGCAGCUGUAUCUUUAUAAUUUCUUGCCUCUAUGCAGAGAUAUACGAGAUGUUGAAACAGAUUUAUAUUUAGAACAUGCUUUUAUCUGUAUCAACUAUUUCUAUGCUUAUAGACUCAACAUUCAUAUAUACUAGAUGUUCCAAAAUUCUGUAGAAUCAAUCAAUUUUGAUUCAUAGAAUGUGAUUAAUUCUGUGCUAUAUAUAAUUGUUAUAAAAUAAUUAUUUAACAAUUAUUCAUGAAUCUAUGAUUCUAUGAAUUAUACUACUAUAGGAGAAAAGUUUUUCUAAAAAAAACAAGAUAAAAAGUUUCUGCGACUUUUUAAUUUGAACAAUGGUUUUUAAAAAGAUUGGAAUCAGUCAUAACGAUUACUUAUCUGUGACUCGUGUGUGCUCUUAUCAAAGUUGUGCUCGCAUCGGGGCAUAUUCAAAAAGCAAUAAUCAAUUUUAGAAACAAUAAUAUUUCGAAGUGUAAUUUUGUAAGCACCUUUUUAGUGGAUAAAGUUGUGAAACGUUUAACGUUAGAUGUGCCAUGAGGCUCAUAGAUUCAUUUACAGAACACGUCAUUUAUCAUUAAAAAAAAAAAAAUAGAAAAGUACUCCCAAUAAUUGUAUAUAUUCUGAUUAGUAUCUAAAGUUGCGUUCAUGUUGCAUCUGCUUUUUACAACUUGCCUAUAUAUUUACGCAUAUGCAUAUUAGAUAUCGUGACGAGAGAUUCAAUAUGAAUAUCUCAACGAGCAACGUGUUCCAGAUUUCUCGUGCAUAAUACGAUACUUUUUCCACUAUAGAGAUUACUUAAUAAGAUUAUAAAAGAGAUCUUCCUAUAUAAGAUAUUUCGCCAGUAUAAGAAUCUCCAUGAAGCUUUUUUUAAUUGUAGCUAGAUUCGAAGUAGUUGCUGAUCGUAAUAAUAAAAAUAAUUCAAGUAUGGGCUACUUAGUGUUUGUGCAAUUUAUGCCCAUAAAAUGAUCAAAAGUGGAAAUCAGAUAGAUUUUUAUAUAAUCUGCUGAACAAUACAAUCUACAUGUAUAAUGAUAUUUUUCAUUCUUUCAGAUUUUUUUCUUGAUGAUUUUGUAAUUUUCAAUUUUUAAUUGUGACAAAACGAUAUGUGUAUAAAACACACAUGAAAUACAUCAAAAACAUAUAUCUUGAUUAAGAUUAUUUCGAAUAUUUUCGGCGUGAUUGAAAUAAAAUAUAAUCCAUAAAAAAAAACGAGUAAAAUAAAAGAAUGGCCUUUUAAUGUAGCAUUCCAUAAGCGGUUGCAUCAUAAUGAAGUUUUGUUUCUACUGGCGAUAUUUCACGUGUAACUUCCCUAAAUAUAUUGCUUUCGUAAAUACGUUAUUCCAGGUCUCGUGCGCGUUUAAUUGCCCUUGAUGUUCAGAUAUGUUCGCUUUUACAAAAAUUAACAGCGCACACGGGACCGAUUUACGAAUGCGCGUCAUGUUAUAACGCACAUGUUUGUAUGAGUAAGUUAUUAGCACUAUUGCUGCAGGCUGAUGUUAGAUUGUCCGAUAAAUUUAGAUGUUGAAUUUUUAACAGAGUGCGCCUUUUUCCAUAUAGUGUUGAAAAAAAGGAAUGUUGAAAGUAAAAGUUUUAACGAUAUCUCACAGUUAGUACGCUAAAACGAUUUUCGCGCGUAGAUGAUACAAGCUGCAACGUAUAGAAUGCAUUCUGUGAUGGAGUGCAAUAUAGUGAAUCAUAUAGUAUUUAUAUGUACAUAGUGGUUUGCUUCAUUCAUCGUAAUAUGACUUUAUUUAAGUAAUCAUUAUUAUUCGCCAGAUAUAAUAUUCGAAAUAAAAAGUACAUCUAUGAAAAGUA